This is a messenger RNA of Pangasianodon hypophthalmus (striped catfish), 1981 nucleotides long. RefSeq names its product testis expressed 9 (gene tex9). The coding region runs from base 336 to 1529 and encodes 397 amino acids. The transcript is spliced from 12 exons. Lineage: Eukaryota; Metazoa; Chordata; Actinopteri; Siluriformes; Pangasiidae. The record is from RefSeq and is a predicted model, not a curated record.
CAACCGUUAAACUCGUCGUGAAACCUUUUAAAAUAUAUAUGUAUAUAUUUUACAAAGCUGUACACUUUUUAAACGAUCUCUUAAUGACUCCGACAGCCUUUCUAGCCCAUUAUAAUAAUCUUCAAAUUAAACGAACGUUCUGGAAUAUGUUAAAUUGUAGUAAAGUUAUAUAUUUGCCCAUCUUACUUGUUUAUUUCCAAAGAAAAAAAUAUAAUCAAUAUAAGUAGUUUCCAAUAUAACGUGAAGCAAGAUAAUGACGUCAGUAGUUUACACUGCGUGGAAAAGCAGGUGAACGCGGUUGCUAAGCAACGGCGCUGCGUUCUAAACAAAACAACAUGGCGGACAGACAGAGACCCGCGUCUCAGGGGGCCAGAAAACCUCCGAGCUCCGGUUCUCAGAGACCUCCAUCUGCAGCGAGACCUACAAACCGUCCUGCUUCUGCUCCGACGAAGAAGUCAGCUCAGAUGGACCUGCUGGCUAAAGAAGAGGAAUACAAGAGACUUAACGCCGAGCUGGAGGCUAAAACAGCCGAGCUGGUGCGACAGGCGGAGGAAGUGAUGAGAGAACAAAACGAGGUGCUGUCGAAGCCCAUCUCAACCCACCUGAGCCUCGAUAUCGCAGACGACUCUGAGGAAUUUGGGGAUUCCCUCAUGCCUUCGGUGAAACAAUCUACAGCAAAGGCAGCGACAGAGAAAAAGUCUUUAAAAGGUUCAGGAAAGCUGAACAGACCUCCAUCAGCUCCCAGAAAGACAGCACAGAAAAAGAAACCGACGUUUGCGGAAGACGUUGCAGUGCCAGAGGAUUUUACAGAUUUCUCUCUGGCCAAGACUAUAAGCAACAUGGAGGGCAGAGUAAACGACGACGUCACGGACGAGCAACUGGAGGAUGAUGUCAUGCCGAGCGCCGGCGAAGAGAUGGGUGCAGAGGCUCAGAUUCGCUUCUUGAAGGCCAAACUGCGAGUGAUGCAGGAAGAGUUAAACAGACUCUCACACGAAUGCAGCAAGAAGGACGAGGAGAACGGAGUGUUGAGCAGUAAGCUGAAGGAGGUGGAGGAGGAUCGCGUCAGACUCCAGAGGACCACCAGCAUGCAGCAGACGCAGUUAGAGAAGCACCGAGCGCUGGCUGAAGACGCUAACAGGAACUGCGACGGCCUGCGCCAUCAAGUCACCGCGUUACAGAAGGAGGUGGAGGGAAUGAAAAGGGCUCAGAAGCAGGCGUCCAGCAGCCACAAUGCCACAGAGGUGAGACUGAACCGAGCUCUGGAGGAGGCCGAGAGGAGCAAAGCUGAACUCAACAAGCUCAAACAGAGCAGCAAGGACUCAGCGAAUCAGGAGCAGCAGAGGAUCGAAGCUUUACAGGCGGAGAAUAAAAAGCUGGAGAAACAGAAAGCUGAACUCAUCGCAGGCUUCAAAAAGCAGCUCAAGCUUAUUGAUAUUUUAAAAAGGCAAAAGAUGCACUUUGAGGCCGCGAGGAUGAUGUCCUUCACUGAGGAGGAGUUUACGAAGGCUCUCGACUGGGGCAAAUCGUAACACAUACACACAUAAGUCCUCAUCUGAGCUGUCAAAGACUCUAAGAGCUAUUGUUUAAAAUGUCUGAUCUGUAAAUGUAAUCUUUCUCUUCUUGUUCGUUUUUUUUUAAGUUCUAUCUAGUUGAUUAGAUAUGGCUCUCUUAAAAUUACAGUCUUUGAUAAUGUGUUUGGAAAAGGUUGUUUUUUUAAUUUUUAUUUUUUUACUGCUUUAAUUUGGAAGAAAAUAUUAAUUACAGGAUUCUUGAGCAGGUCUGGAAAAACGUGGAAUUUAAAGGCAUUCGCUGGAAAUGUACAGAAAAUUUAGGAAACAUUUUGGAAAAAGUAAAAAUGAUCAAAGCAAGUGAAAACACUGUAUAUUAAACACAGGCAGAUUGAUUUAAUAUUUUGUAUUAUAAUAUCUCAGAAAUUAAACACUUGGUGUUGUGCUACAGCCAGUUUUUUUUAAUCAAAGAA